This is a messenger RNA of Cricetulus griseus (Chinese hamster), 678 nucleotides long. Lineage: Eukaryota; Metazoa; Chordata; Mammalia; Rodentia; Cricetidae. The record is from RefSeq and is a predicted model, not a curated record.
AUGGCAACCUCCGUUCUUCAAAUGGCUGGACUGGUGCUUGGCGGUGUUGGCAUGGUGGGCACAGUAGCGGUGACCAUCAUGCCUCAGUGGAGAGUGUCUGCCUUCAUUGAAAGUAACAUCGUGGUGUUUGAGAACCUGUGGGAAGGCCUGUGGAUGAACUGCAUGAGACAUGCCAACAUUAGAAUGCAGUGCAAAGUCUACGACUCCCUGCUUGCUCUCACUCCGGACCUCCAGGCAUCCAGAGGACUGAUGUGUGCUGCCUCUGUCCUGUCCUUCCUGGCUUUCAUGACCGCCAUCCUGGGAAUGAAGUGCACCAGGUGCACGGGGGACGAAGAGAAUGUGAAGAGCCGCAUCCUGCUGACUGCCGGAAUCGUCUUCAUCGUCACUGGCUUGGUGGUGCUAAUCCCUGUCAGCUGGGUUGCCAAUUCCAUCAUCAGAGACUUCUACAACCCGCUGGUGGAUGUGGCCCAAAAACGUGAGCUUGGGGAGGCCCUCUACAUCGGCUGGACGACAGCACUGGUACUGAUUGCCGGAGGAAUGCUUUUCUCUUGCGUGUUUUGCUGCACCGAGAAGAGGAACAGUUACAGAUACUCAGUACCAUCCCAUCGCACCACCCAAAGGAGUUUCCACGCGGAAAAGACAUCCCCGAGCAUAUACUCCAAAAGUCAGUAUGUGUAG